Belonocnema kinseyi is the source of this 4960-nucleotide messenger RNA. RefSeq lists its product as uncharacterized. The transcript is spliced from 6 exons. NCBI's taxonomy places the organism in Eukaryota, Metazoa, Arthropoda, Insecta, Hymenoptera, Cynipidae. The coding region runs from base 123 to 3011 and encodes 962 amino acids. The record is from RefSeq and is a predicted model, not a curated record.
CUAGAAUCGAAUGCUAGUCGCGAUCGCACCUUCGUACCUGCGAUACCUGGUCGCUCUCGUUCCAAACAGAGCAUCUCGCCAUGCGGCUGACGUAGCAAGCCGCCGAACAGGGUCGAGGGAACAUGGGAAGUCGACAAACGAUGAAGAUGAUACAAUCCGUAGCCGUGCUCCUACUCUGGGUCGCUGUUCACGGAGUUUGGACCCAAAGCAACUAUGAUACCCAAGGAAAUAGUAUCGAAUACGAUCCGAACUCGGGGCUCACACCAGACGCCGUCCUUGGUGGCAAGGUCACACGGCUGGACGACAUCAGGUCGGACAUCGCCUUAAACCGCACCAAUGCCAUCCUGGACUGUUCCGAAGGCAGUAUGAACAUUAAUUUAACAUUCAAGGAACCAUUCUAUGGAGUUGUCUAUGCAGAUUUCGACCGGAACAGUGCUUGCAUGGUUAAAGGACGUGGCCUCAAUUACACUUUUUUAGAACUACCAUUAAAAGGAUGUGGUACCAAACCAAAUGGACUCCGAGUUUUUACGAACAACAUCGUCGUCCGAUUUCAUCCAGGCCUUGAGAUGGACGGAGACGAGGUUAUUACUAUAGUUUGUAGAUACCCACCACCGAAAACUGCUCUGGUGCAGCCUCAUGUAGCUCCUCCACUAUUGCCAAGCACAAGUGGACCAACAUUAUCAGGAGUACAUAUCUUGUUGAUCAUCUGUACCCUGCUGUUCCUUGCAUUGACGCUUCUUGGAAUGGGAUGCUCAUACAUGUGUCUCAAGCGUCGACCGAUUGGAAUCGUGCACCGUCAGACAACGAGCUACACAGGAUCUGAGAUUACGAAGCUCUCCGGUUCAUCGUUAGGAAACAUCUCGAUGUUCGGAGAUCUGAAGAUUCCAAGGGCUCAUGCCCUUGCUCACGCUACUGCUUCAAUUUCCGGAAGCGAAGUCAACUUGGUCACGGAUCACUCGGAUACUUUACCUAGCGAUUAUCCUAGUGAGAGUCACUCAGAGAUUGAUGAAGCAAGAUCUUUGCCAGUAUCGUCAGCAGGAUCCUACGAAAAAGCCUUUAUUCACCACCAACAACACCAAGUAGAUGUACGAGCCUCAAGCUCCCUCUACUCCGAAACGAUCAAUGAAAUAGAGACUUCUGCAAUUACCAGUGCCUCUAGAAUGCAUCCACGAUCUCUCCCGAUUGAACCCAAGUUCGAUGUGCAAAUGAGAGUCAAGAGGGCGCCACCUCCUCCACCAAGUCCUUUACCAUCAGAGUCUGACGCCAGCAUUGCACUCGAAAGAAACCUUACAACUAUUCUUGAACGAGAAGAGAUGUCGAGAUCGAUGGAUCGUCCACCUGCAAUGACAACUUUCUCUUACGUCCCGGAACUGCACGGACCACCAAGUUCUGUUUCAAGACAACAGACCCCACCAGUCUAUUCGAGAAUCCUGAGGAAGCAAGCUGAGAGAGAAACGACGCUAGAGUCCGUAAUCUCACACUCACCUCCAUUGGCCACGAUCCACAGACCAAGAUCUUUAGCAUCUUUGAAUACGGAGAUGACAGAUACCCGUUCAUUGACAGAGGUUACUGACGCUUCCCAUGCGAAAUAUAGAGUCGCUAGUAUUCUUGCACCUACCCCACCUCCACCGCCACCUGUUGUACCAUCUACCCUCACACGCACAGCCCAAGAAUACAGACAACUUAUCAGAGAAGAAGUAGAACCUUUAGUAGAACCAAUAAUGUCUCCUAGACGACCAGAAAUUACAACUCAUGAGGUUGAUGACGUCUUCCUCAGGACUGUCACUGAAAAGAAGACUAUAGAAGACGUGGAACGACAUCGUCGACAAGUAACUGAAUACCAUGUAAGACCUCAACCACUUCCAGAUCCCAAAUGGGACGUCACCAUCCGAAAUUAUCCUACUGAAGAACUUCCACCUCCACCUCCUGAAUGGGAGAACUUCUCCGAUGUAAGUUCUGCCUCCAACUUGACCAUCACCAACGAGCCGACUACCUCACGUUACGAUGACCCGGACACCAACAUUGAACCAACCUACACAACUCGAGCGGAAAUUCCGAGCAGACCAACACAUCACCUCGAUCAUGAAUCCUCCACUGAACCUCAAGGCAACAACUUUUUUACUCUUUCGAGAGUCUUGGAGCCUCAGUACACAGCUGAGUUCACAGAGGAUGAGCGGAGGAAAUGGCGUGAGGUCAUCACGACCGAGAGUACACUGAGAACUUUAUUGACAGAGGCUGUAGUCAAGGAAGACUACGAGCUGAUCCGCAAGGAUGCAAGGUACAUUAAUCUCUUCCCAGCAACAAAGUGGGAUGUCAUUAUCCGUAUUUUGAGUCCACCCAACUCAGGCAAUGGAUCCAUAUCAUCUCAUGGAAAGAGUGGACAGAGGUAUAAACGAGGAAAGGCAGCAGAGUGGGACACCAGGUCCAGGAGAUCCUCGCUGCCAACGCUCUACGAAUAUGAGAGUGACGGUGGUUCGAUACGAACCUUCGAGCCGGAGCAAUUGAAACAGGCUGGUGUUCACCCUGGUUCAGGCGUUGGUGGAAGAAUAAGAAGGCUUAGCUCCACAACAAGAGGUGGUAGUGAAGCAGAUCUCAGAUCAAUGUCGGAGAUGACAGUAAGGGAUUUCGCCAGGAUGGACAGGGACGACCUUACGAGUUUGAGCUCCUACGAGGGUGAUUCCCUAGUUAGGUCACUUAGUCAACCUAGCCUGGCAAGGUCUGGGUCAGAGUUUACGGAACAAUGGGGAAUGCCAUCAAGAGGCCUACCCAACUGGGGUAUGGAGGAUGACCCCAGCAGCUCCACUGAAACUACACCUAGACCAAUUAGACGCGGUGAGCGUGUCGAGCUUGUUGCUUCGUUCCAAGGAGCAACUCGACAAGGGCCCGCUGGUGGAGUUGCGAGCACUUUUGCUAGGUCUGCCAGAUAUAGCGAGAGGGAAAGCAUCAGAGUUGAAGAUCAAAGAGGAUCAAACUGGUUCCAUGACGACUCAGAACCGGAAAUGCAGAUCUGAUUAUCUGAAACUUGGAAAGGAUAGGUCCUAAUUCGAGAAAAAGACUCGGUUCAGAAUGAAGGGAGUUCCACCCGCAUUUAUAGAGUUGCCGAUGCGACUAUCUGAAACUUUAACAAGUUCACAACACUGCCCACAGAGGACUGCACCAGGCGUUUGAAUUUCAUUCCCCGUAAGCUCUACAAAUUGUCUUCAAUGCCUGAGAAUGUAACUUAAUCUUGCGAAUCGAAAAGUCUGAAUCUUUUUUAUUUCCUCGCGUCCUCGAAUUUCCAAUGCUUCGAUAUGUCUCUUUUUAGUAUCAAACUUAGCGACGGCUGGAGAGACUCACUUCUCAAACUAUUUAAACUCGUUUUUUUAGUUUUUUAUACACUUUUAUUUCGCCUGUGGUUAAAAAGUGUGAAUGGCAUUGUUGCAGUCGAAGUCAACUGAGUUUCUAGUACUCGAAACUGUCGAUAACCAACUUUUGAAGAAAUGGAUUCCUUCGAGCAGAAAUCUCAGAUGAUUGAAACUUCUAAAUAGAAAGCAGAAUAUCAAUUUUAAGUCUUAAACGUCUGGACUUUCCACUUUACACUCGAACUAUGUUUUACUUAAUAAUAAUAAAAUUUCCAUACUCUCGAGUGGGACUGUAAAAUUCAGUGACUUAAUAUCGAUCGCCGAGUUUGGUUUCAACCGAGAAAAAUGAAUAGUCGAUUUGUGUGAGUUUUUAUCGAUUUCUAAGAUACUUUCAAACGAAAGCUUUACCAUAAGGAAUUCACAACUUACCUGAAAGAUUAUUUAAUACUAACCAAAAAGAAAAGAGUUCGUUUUAUUACUUGAAUUUUUCAGUUGAGUUAAAGAGAGUAUUAGAGACCGAUAAAAAUUUAUUCGAAUACAUUAAGUACUAUUCUCAAUAGAACUUAACUCGGCUUUCUAAUGUAAGGUACUUUAAUAGCGUAACAAGAAUAAAUGGCUUUCUAACUGGAGAGAGCGUGCCAACAUUUUGAAAAUCGUCCUUUUUGACGGUUUUCAUAAUUGAGUUUCAAGUUUCAAUCUCUCCGUAAGCGCUAGUGAUAAUAGAUUCGUAGGUGACAAAAAAGGUGCUGGGUCUACGCUUCACGAUAGAUUGUAAGAAAACGUGAAUAUUUUUAUAUGAAUAAUUAUACAUAGUAUGUAUAUGAAACAUAAAAUACUAUAAAGUGAAUAUAUUAUAAAUAAAGCGCGAUCAAGUGAUUUUCGUGCAUCUGCUCAACGGGCGUAAUAAGUAUCAAAAUUCGCAUAAAAAUUAACAAAUCGAUUGUAAUCUAGAAUGAGAAAUCAGAAAAUGUAAUAGUGCUUCCUGUAGUUGACUUUUCUAACGAUUUUUCUAUUUUGUUCAUUUCUAUCGCAAUUGGCAUAACGAAAAAUGUUGGUUCUUUCCCACGAAGAAUAAUUUGCCAAGUAUUGGCUAUUCGUGUGGCCUACUGAUAAGCAAGUUGGUAGUCGAUUGUCACGGCAUCGUUCUGCUAGACAUGGCGAAUUUCGUUAUCAGCAAUAAUUGCUAAGAAGCAUGUCUCUUGCCCAGCCCACUUCUUGUAAAAUUGAUUGUGCUCAUCACGAGGAAUUCCGUUUGCACCUUGAAACUUUAGAACUUAGUUAGGUUGAAUUCGAUUUCUUCGCUUUCGAUUUAAUUUUUUUUCUUGUAAUUGAAAGGACCUAAGAAAACUCGAUCCAUGUGGGCGUAAGUGUAGAUAUUUUUGUUGAUUUAUCAACGAGAGAGUGGAAAAGAAUGGAAAGAGAAUCGGGCACUGGUAAGGUGCUAUUCUGUACAUACUGACACAGAGCGUGAAAGCAAACUGAAACUAAGAUAAGAUAAUAAAUCAAUUUCGACUUGUCUUUCUGUAACUAAACGGUAAGUAAUCGACGCCGUCCGUAGAAAUAAGAAUCCACUGUAGUGCCUCUUUGCGGAAUAAACGUAACGAUGCUUUUACUACUAA